AUGCCGGGGGCAUUUCACAACGACGUCGGCGCGACGACAGCCUCACCGCCUCUCAUCUUUCGACCUCCCGUAUCCUCGCCCUCGCCGUCGGCUUCUGCCUUUCUCGAGCGCCGCCGGCGCAAACGAGGUCGCCCAGGCACGGCUGCCACUGCCGAUGAUGAUGCGCCCGCCGUCGUGAGCCUCUUUGGCGCCGCCGCCGUGCCGCAGCACACGCCUGUCAAGGCAUACGCCCUCGCCGGCACCCUCGACACGCCAGACCAUGCAGAGGCGGAUGUUUUGGGCGAGAGCAUGUACUCGGACUCCAACUACCGGACGGCUCUUGGGUCGAAGCGCUCCCGCCACGACAACGACGACGACGACGCAUCCAGCGGCGGCGCCCCGACAUCGCUGUUCCGCCACGAGCCGCCCGCAUCAGUACCACAGGGAUGGGGCAGCGUAGCCAUCAGCGCCGUCGGCGGCGUCGUCGGCCGUGUGUGGGAAUUUUGCAAAGCGGGUGCCUUCAAGGGCUUCUACGCGGGCGGCGGCCGGGGCUUCGCUAUGACUUUGACAGGGGCCACGGUGGAGAGACCCGACGACGACGCUCCCCUGCCACCCGCCGACGACUACUCCUGCAACUACCACUUUCACCAUUACGACGACUACGAGCACCGCGUGCCGGGCCACUUUCCCGCCUCGCAGACCGACGACACCUCGUACCAUUUCCGCGCCGUCGUCGACGACGCUGCGCCGCCGACCCCAGCCAACAAGGAGCAACAUCACCGCUACCCCUGCCAACCUGCCAGUCCGUCCCCUAGCAUCCCGGCCGCGAAGCGUCGACAGACGACGCACGCCGACGACCUAGGCCGGAACUGGGUCUUUGUCAACGACGGCGCACACAACAAUAGUCGUAGCAGCAGCAGCAGCCACCGAUCGUCACCCCGAAACCGCAACUACACGCCCUCGGUGACGACGGGCCGCCGCAUCUCGGCCACCCCCAACAGCAGCCGCGCCUCGAUGCCGUCCGCCCCCCGCUUCUCCUACCGCCCGGAGACGCCCUCUGAGCAGCAGCAGCGUCGCCCUCCCUCAUCCGCCUCGUACGCCUCCCCGCGGUCCGCCUCCCCGACCAAGCCCGCCUCGAUCCCCUACACCCACCACCAUCCCUACACCACCGCCAGCACCGCCUCCAUUGCCUCACCCUCCCAGACACACUCCUACUCGGGCUCCCAGUCCCGCGGCAGCGUUGGUGGUGCCGGCCACCGCCGCAGACGCAGCGGUACCGUCGCCAGCACCAGCGCCCAUCGCCGCGCCAACAGUGCCGCGUCGGCCGCGUCGAGCCGCGGCGACUCCGGCGAGUCGCAUUCGCCCCGCAAAAUCGACAGCCCCCGCCUCGACGCCGAGGCCAAGCAGCUCGCCGCCCGCCGCAAGAUGGAGGAACGCGACGCCGAUGUCCGCAUCUCGGCGUUUAACAAGCGUCUGCAAGACAUGAUUCGACAGGGCAAGGAGGCGCUGGGCACCACGGUUGAGAUUGACGAUGCGGCCGGCGACGACUGGGUCGACGAGGAGUAA
This is a messenger RNA of Beauveria bassiana ARSEF 2860, 1545 nucleotides long. RefSeq lists its product as uncharacterized. Bases 1 to 1545 code for a protein of 514 amino acids. The record is from RefSeq and is a predicted model, not a curated record. The transcript has a single exon. NCBI's taxonomy places the organism in Eukaryota, Fungi, Ascomycota, Sordariomycetes, Hypocreales, Cordycipitaceae.